Syngnathus acus (greater pipefish) is the source of this 1004-nucleotide messenger RNA. RefSeq names its product galectin-4-like. Gene Ontology annotation, molecular function: carbohydrate binding; galactoside binding. Bases 192 to 692 code for a protein of 166 amino acids. Gene Ontology annotation, cellular component: nucleus; cytosol. The transcript has 4 exons. The record is from RefSeq and is a predicted model, not a curated record. Gene Ontology annotation, biological process: negative regulation of CD4-positive, alpha-beta T cell proliferation; positive regulation of gene expression; negative regulation of type II interferon production. Lineage: Eukaryota; Metazoa; Chordata; Actinopteri; Syngnathiformes; Syngnathidae.
AGGCUGCCACCUCACCCCCUUGCACCACUACCGCCAAGCCUGCCACCUGUCCCCCUUGCAACACUACCGCUACCGCCAAGGCUGCCACCUCACCCCCUUGCACCACUACCGCCAAGGUUGCCACCUGUCCUACUCCUGCUCCCUGCCCCACUUGUCCUGCUGGUCCUCCUCCGACCAAUGGGGAGCUCGAGAUGUGCGCAAUCUUCACCAAGGAGAAGGCGUGUUCCUCCCGCAACGUGACAUGCUCGUGCCUGCUCGCCAUGCUUGCCAACCCGAAGGGUGGAUUCCACGCUCCGCUCGACGGUCUCAGCGUGGCCCGGAGCAUUGUCAUCAGAGGACGAGCCAAUCCCCAGGCAAGGAGGCUGGUGGUCAAUCUGGACGUGCGUGACGCCAGCGGAAAGAACGUUAUCACGGCGCUGCAACUGAAUAUGGACUUGGAGAACCAAACCUUCACCCUCAACUCCAGAGUGGGCCACAAGUGGGGUCACAAGCAGAGCAGGGACCUUCCCCAAGGACGCCCCUUCAAAGCCGGUCUCCCCUUCAAGAUUGUCAUCAAGUGCGGGAGUGGCACUUUCCACCUGGACUUCAACGACGAGCUCCAGGUGGACUUCACAGGUCCUAGACUUGAUAUCAAGCGCAUCAACUUGCUGGAGGUGUGGCAAGUGAUGCUCAGCGGCGUCCAACUGAUGUGAUGACGCGGCCGUGUGACGACGCUUCCUGUCAGGGCGUCGGCAUGCCGACAGCAAUCAGCUCUGUCCUAAUGUAUCAGUAUCUCUUAGGGCUUGGUUGCCACCAAUUGUUUUUUCUUUUUAGACUAGUUGUGUAAGAUAAUCUCACGGUACAAUAUAUUCACAGCAUUGAGGCGCUUGCAUGGAAAAUUGAGUGCCGGUCGUAAGAAGAUACUUUAAUUGAAAACUAAGUUCUUUUCUGAAGCGUAUAUAUGUCACUUUUUUCAACUGAUGUACGCGUGUUUGAACUAAAAUAAAAGCGUUAAAUCUUUCUAA